This is a messenger RNA of Fragaria vesca subsp. vesca, 2651 nucleotides long. Its product is annotated as mechanosensitive ion channel protein 2, chloroplastic-like. The transcript is spliced from 14 exons. The coding region runs from base 208 to 2427 and encodes 739 amino acids. The record is from RefSeq and is a predicted model, not a curated record. Gene Ontology annotation, biological process: transmembrane transport. NCBI's taxonomy places the organism in Eukaryota, Viridiplantae, Streptophyta, Magnoliopsida, Rosales, Rosaceae. Gene Ontology annotation, cellular component: membrane.
AUACUGUAGAAAUUAGAAUAGAGAAAAGCACCUCUGUGUCUCUCUCUUUUUUCUCUCCGUCCUCGUCUCUCUGAUUCUCUCUUUCUCUCAAUUCCGUCGCAACCCUUCUGAAUUUUCGCUUCGUCAUUUCAGGGUAUUACUUGGCUUUUGAAGGCUAGGUACUAUUGAGUUGCCUUAUGAUCUGACGGACUUGGUUGCAAUUCAAGAAUGGUCCUCGCUGGUUCAUUGCAAUUAUCCCAUGGAUUGGGACUUUGCAAGAAUCAGGGGUGCCAUAAACAGUUUAAGAGGGGAAUAAGAUGGGACAAAUUACAUCUCUCAAGCACUGCCCUUAUGUCACGAGUCUCGUUUCAGAGAACAGAGUCUUGGAGCAUUGGUUUAUCAGAGAAUGUAUACAGGUCUAUACAUACCUCAUCUCACAGAUAUCAUGCAUUUAAAUGCCAUUCUUCUGUAGCACCAGGCCAACCGUUUGGCCAACAUGGCUUGGAGACUGCUACUAUGGUGUUGAAAAGGUCAUAUGAUCUUUUGCAAGGUUAUCCUCUUGUAUUCAAAUUGGUUCCAUCAGUUGGCGUCAUUGUCUUUGCCAUUUGGGGUCUCGCACCACUUAUGCGUCUGAGCAGAAACCUAAUCCUUAGUAAGAAUGAUACAGGCUGGAAAAAGAGUAACACACACUAUGUUACAAACUCGUAUAUUCAACCUUUGCUCCUAUGGACGGGAGCAAUGCUCAUUUGCAGGGCAUUGGAUCCAGUUGUUCUACCUACAGAAGCCAGUCAGGUCGUUAAGCAACGGCUUUUGGACUUUAUAAGAUCGCUGUCAACUGUUCUCUCUUUUGCCUAUUGUCUAUCAAGUUUGAUCCAACAAACACAGAAAUUCUUUAUGGAGAGUAACGAGUCCAGUGAUACAAGAAAUAUGGGUUUCCAAUUUGCUGGGAAAGCUGUGUACUCUGCCGUAUGGGUUGCUGCUGUUUCGUUAUUCAUGGAGUUGCUAGGUUUCUCUACCCAAAAAUGGCUGACUGCAGGAGGUCUUGGGACUGUCUUAUUGACUCUGGCUGGCCGUGAGAUAUUUACAAAUUUCCUGUCAAGUGCGAUGAUUCAUGCCACCCGCCCUUUUGUUGUGAAUGAAUGGAUUCAAACUAAAAUAGAAGGCUAUGAAGUAUCUGGCACGGUUGAGCAUGUAGGCUGGUGGUCGCCAACUAUUGUAAGAGGUGAAGAUCGUGAAGCUGUACACAUCCCAAACCAUAAGUUCACAGUGAAUGUUGUCAGAAAUCUCACUCAAAAAACUCAUUGGCGCAUCAAAACUCACCUUGCCAUUAGUCAUUUGGAUGUUCAUAAGAUAAAUAAUAUUGUUGCCGAUAUGCGUAAAGUCUUGUCCAAGAAUCCCCAAGUUGAACAGCAGAGGUUGCAUAGAAGAGUGUUUCUGGAAAAUGUUACUCCUGAAAAUCAAGCUCUCAUGAUCUUGAUUUCCUGUUUUGUGAAGACAUCACAUCAUGAAGAGUAUCUCUGUGUCAAGGAAGCUAUACUCAUGGAUCUUCUUAGAGUCAUCAGCCAUCACAAGGCCCGACUUGCCACACCAAUCCGUACAGUGCAGAAAAUGUAUAAUGAUACUGACUUGGACAGUAUGCCAUUUGCGGACUCAAUGUAUAGUCAUGGUGGAGUAUCCCCUAGACGCCCGUUGUUGCUUAUUGAACCUUCAUACAAGAUAAAUGGAGAAGAUAAAAAAAGAAGUCGCUCUGGGCAGACCAGUGGAGAGCGAGAUGGGAAGGCAACAGUGCGGCCAUCACCUGACCCCAAAGUGGAUGCUAAAGUUGGGGACUCCAAGACCAGUGAAACACUAACAUCUGACACCAAGGGAGAUGCCAGGACGCCAAAUCCAAUCCCCAAGGACGACACCAAUGCUUCAAAGCCAUCUCCUUCUGAUCCCAAAGUAGGUGAUAAAGGAACAAUCAAGUCAAGGUCAAACUCCAAGACAAGUUCUAAAGAUGCAGAAAAGUCUGAUUCUGACUCCAAGGCUGCAGACUUAAUAUCUGAUCAUUUGACAGAGAAGAUGUCUGGCAGAAAGCAAGUGAAUAAUGCAAAUGGAAAUGUUUUUCAGAGCACUUCUAGUAAUCCUGCAUUUUCCUCUUCUGCAAGUGGUGCUGACAAAACUAGUGGAUCAGUGACAUCCCCAGUGAAACAAGAAGGUGAAAAGAUGCCAGCUGCGGAGCCACCAACAACAAGACCUGCUCUAGAAGAAAAUAUAGUCCUUGGUGUUGCCUUGGAGGGCUCAAAGAGAACCCUUCCUAUUGAGGAAGAAAUGGCUUCUGCUUCAUCUCACGCAGAUGCAAAUGAUUUGGCUUCUGUCCGGAAAGGUAAUGCGUCUUCAAAUACUGAGAAGGGUAAGAAAAAUGAUCAAGUUCCAGCUGCACCAGGCACAAGUUCUGAUAAUGAGUGAGAUAGCAUGAAUCAGGGGAAGUUGUGCCUAUCGACAAUUAAGCAACUCUCUUUUAGAUAGUCACUCCUAGUAGCCAUGUCUAUUCAAGGCUGCAUUCUACACUGUACAUUCACACUGUAUUCUUUAUUGGUAUUGUCAUUGUUUAAUGGCGCAGCAUUGGUUGGCCUUUUUCAUCGAGCCAUCAAACAUACCAAAAAGAAAUACAAGCUUCUGUUGAAUAUGAA